This is a messenger RNA of Prionailurus viverrinus (fishing cat), 985 nucleotides long. Its product is annotated as putative vomeronasal receptor-like protein 4. Gene Ontology annotation, molecular function: pheromone receptor activity. Gene Ontology annotation, biological process: G protein-coupled receptor signaling pathway. Gene Ontology annotation, cellular component: membrane. The record is from RefSeq and is a predicted model, not a curated record. Lineage: Eukaryota; Metazoa; Chordata; Mammalia; Carnivora; Felidae.
CUUUCUUCGAAAGCCUCUUGCUGGAUUCAAAUUUCUCUGCCCUUGAAGCAAAAACAUGGUUUUGAACACUAUCCGGGCAACCAUUUUUCUCUUUCUCACCGGACCCGGCAUCGUGGGGAACAUCUCUGUGUUUGUCAAGUAUACGUGCGCUUUCUUUUCGGGCACUGCGACGAAAUCUGUACACCUUCUUAGCAUCCACUUGGUUUUUACAAAUACCGUGAUACUUUUGUCCAAGGUAACGCUGAAAACAAUAGCGAUGUUUGGUGUGAGAAACGUCCUGGGCGACACGGGCUGUAAAGCGUUUGUGUUUCUGGAGAGGGUGGCCCGGGGCCUUUCGAUCUCCACCAGCAGCUUCCUCGCCGUGGUCCAGGCCACCACCAUCAGCCCCAGAGCCCCCGUGCCCGCCGGCUUCAAGCCAGCAUCCGCAAGGCACAUCCUUCCCUUCUGCCUCUUCUUCUGGGUCCUCAACUCCUUGGUCAGCAUGAACUUACUCUACUACGUCAGAAACACGAGCAGCCUAAACAGGUCACAAGCUAGCCACGGAAAUAGCUGCUCUUACGUCCUCCCAAGAAGCCAGAUCAUGAAGUGGACGUUUCCCAUCCUCAUGGCCCUGCGGGAUUUCUUGUUUCUGAGUCUCAUGGGCUGGGCCAGCACCUAUCUGGUGCUUCUUCUCCACAAGCACCACAGACACGUCCUCUACCUUCAGAAAUCCAAGAUCCUCCACCAGACCCCCCCCGCCGAGAGAAGAGCCGCUCACAGUGUUCUCCUUCUGAUGCUUUGUUUUCUUUUAUUUUAUUGGACAGAUUGUAUUCUUUCUCUGGGCUUAAAUUUCUCCUUAGAGAAUGCUUCUUUCGUAUUAAAUAUUCAAGAAUUUCUAACUCUUGGCUAUGCAAUUCUCAGCCCAUUUGUGCUGAUUCACAGAGACCAACGUAGGGUGGACGUUGGCACUCUAAAUAAAGCUGGGACAACUCUGUUUUUUCACUGA